Molecule: messenger RNA, 1869 nt
Organism: Lodderomyces jiufengensis
Lineage: Eukaryota; Fungi; Ascomycota; Pichiomycetes; Serinales; Debaryomycetaceae
Exons: 1
Coding region: 1-1869 (622 amino acids)
Biological process (GO): spindle pole body localization; nuclear pore organization
Cellular component (GO): spindle pole body; nuclear pore transmembrane ring
Molecular function (GO): spindle pole body-nuclear membrane anchor activity
Source: RefSeq, a predicted model, not a curated record
AUGUCAUCAUCAACCUCAUCAAUUGAGAAUGAUAAGAAUGAAUAUUAUCGUAUAUUCAACAAGAUUUACAAUAAACGACUAAAAUAUGUAUUAAAUGUCAAUAUAAUACUAGCGAUAUUAAUGUCAUUAAUUUUAAAUUUACCAUUUCAUCAAAAAUAUAAAUAUGUUUCAUUAUUCAUUAAAAUUCCUAUUUACUUUGCAGCAUUAACUUUAAUAAGACAAGUUAGAAAAAAAUACUCAACUGUUGAAUAUUCUAUUCAUAAAACUUUGGGCUCACAAAUAUAUCAUUCAAUAUUUUCACAAAAUUUUUUACAUGUAUCAUUAUUUUAUAUUAUAUCAGCAAUAUUCGUAUAUGGAAUAUUUCUAUUCAACUUACCAUUUACGUUUGAUUAUUAUGUUAUAUCAAAAGAAUAUAGAAAAAACCCAUUAUUAAAUGAUGAAUGGGUAUAUUUUUGGACUUGUCCGAUCAUAAUUGGUCUUUUUUAUGCAGCAAAUCAAUUGAUUUUUCAAAGAAAUAGAUUGAACUUUGAAAUUGGUCAUAAUAGAAAUAAUCCCGAAUCAAAUUUAUUCAAACAUAUACCUCAAGCAAUUGGAAACUCAUUUGGGUUAGCAUUAAUAUUUAUAGUUUUAAAUCCUAUACUUUAUUGGAUUAUAAAACCUUAUUUAUAUAAAUCAUUAUUUUUACUUUCAAUUCUUGGACUAGAUACUUCGGUACCACCAAAUAAUACAAGCUUCAUAACCUAUUUGAAGCUAUCAUAUCUUUCAUAUAUCAUAAUAUUAAACUGGGAAUUUGAAAAUCAUGUUUUUGAUGUUUAUGCAACUAUUGGAUGUUUGGACGGUAAAAAACCAAUUUCAUCAUAUAGUAAAGAUCCAUUGACAUGUUUGAUUAAUGGGUUGAAAGAUGUGUCACCAAAUCAUCAAUUGAGUAGAUUGACUGCAUUUCAAGAGUUUGCUUAUAUUUCAAAUACAAAUCAAAAGGAAGGAUUAAAAUUGAGAUUAGCUAUUUUCAGUAUUCGUUCUAAAAAUGAAAAAAUAUGGCCUGCUUUAUUCAAUGAAUGUUCUUUAGUGAUAAGAGAAACAAGUGACAGAGUUAAUUAUAGAAGUUCUUCUGACAUGAAAAUAUUGAAAAGUUUACAAGAUUCUUUAGUUAAAGAUGUCAAUACUGGAUUCAAACCUAAACAAACAAAUGCAUUAUUUGGUAAUUCAUUCACUUCAUCACCGAUAAACACAAGUUCAAGUCAAAAUAAACCUACACCUCCUGAAAAACCAACCACAUCCAAUAACAAGUUAAUUAAUUAUUGGCAAUACGAAAUAGUAGCACCAAUAAAGAAACUAAUCACAUUUUAUUAUCCAAAAUUAUCAAAAAUUCCAAAUUUUGAAAUUAAGAUUAAAAAAAUUCAAAAUACUUUAUUUCAAUUAAAACAACAAUUUUUAGAUUCAAAAGUCGGUAUUUUAUUCCGUGUCACUUUGAAAAAAGAUUGUGAAUCAAGAAUCAGAAAUCCAGUAAAUUAUGGCAAUGCAGUUAUUGCAAUUUCAAAUAUACUUCAACAAUCAUUACAAGAAGAUUCCCUUAAUAUAAUAAAAUCAGAAGAUAUUAGUACGACUUUGAACUUAUUAGAGAAGUCAAUAAGAUCAUCAACAAAUUACAUUGAUUAUUUACCAGCAUCAGUAUUUCUAACAACUAAAAUAAAAAAUUCACUUAUAUCAAAACUAAGAAAUCUUACAAUGCAUGAAUUUUACGAAAUUUGUUUAACUUUUGAUAAUCAAUUAAAUGAUUUAAUAUUAAAUCAAAAAACUUAUAAAUUAGCUAAAUGGUGUAUUGAUAUGACAAUUGCUGAAAGACAAGAAAAAUCAAAGUAUCAAUAUUAA